CGUCAUCGGGCGCCGCCGCUCAAGGGCCCGCGUGGAGGGAUGGACGGGGAGUGCGGGGCGGCCCCGGCACCGGGCCCCGGGGAACCCGCCGCGGCGGCACCGGCACGGGCACCGGCACGGGCACGGCGGCGUCGGAAAGCCGCCAAGGAGCGGAAGGAAGCGGCCGCAGCCAUCCCGCGGGGCAGGCCCAAGUCGGGCCGCGUGUGGAAGGACCCCGGCAAGAAGCGGUUCUCCCACAUGAUCCAGGACAAGGCCCUUCGCAGCUCCUGGGCUCGGAAGCUGAAGGAACGGCAGGAGAGGCGGCUGGUGCAGGAUCUGGCCCGGCAGCUGCAGGAGGGGAAGCAGAGAGAGAAAGAGGAGAAGAAGCGGCGGCGGGAGGAGAACAUGAAGCGGCGCCUGGAGAACGAGCGCAGGGCUGAGAUUGUCCAAGUGAUUCGGAACCCUCUGAAGCUGAAGAGAGCAAAGAAGAAGCAGCUGAGGAGGGUAGAGAAGAGGGACACCCUGGCUCUGCUCCAGAAGGCACCUGUGGCACGCAAAGCAGCCAAGGAGUGAGGCAGGAGAUGGGCACCAGCACGGGCAGAAGGGCCCUGAUGCACAUCCUGCUCCUCUCCAGGGGCUUUUCCUCACCUCACACACAGAAGGACAGAGCUGGAACUGGCUCGUGGAUCCUCCCCCUCCUUGUGCUCUGUGGGCUUGCUGAAGGGGCUGGAACUGCUUCACCUGCCCAAAUCUGCCUGUUCUUGAUAAACACAGAGAGAGGAACUGA
Messenger RNA from Colius striatus (speckled mousebird), 766 nucleotides. RefSeq names its product coiled-coil domain containing 86 (gene CCDC86). Bases 40 to 552 code for a protein of 170 amino acids. NCBI's taxonomy places the organism in Eukaryota, Metazoa, Chordata, Aves, Coliiformes, Coliidae. The record is from RefSeq and is a predicted model, not a curated record. The transcript is spliced from 4 exons. Gene Ontology annotation, cellular component: nucleolus.